GGCGGUGACAAGGAACAAAGGUAAAAGUUCCAGACACAGAACAAAACAGCAAACGAAGAAAUUUCAAAAUCUAUUUCAAUUCAACGUAUACUUUCCUUAAAUUAGGAAUUAAUCUUCUAUUUUUCUCCACAAAAUUGAGAUCCGAAUAACUAUGGUGAGACUCAAGACGAGUCUCUGGGUUCUUCUCCUCGCGCUCGUUUCAUCAAUUCAGUUAAAGGGUUCGUUUGGAUCUGAAUCAAGUAAAGUAGCUUAUGUCACACUUUUGUAUGGAGAUGAGUUCUUACUAGGAGUUAGGGUAUUGGGCAAAUCGAUUCGUGACACUGGAUCCAAAAAAGAUAUGGUCGCUUUGGUUUCUGAUGGUGUCUCAGACUACUCUAAGAAGCUACUCAAGGCUGAUGGAUGGAAAGUUGAGAAGAUUAGUUUACUGGCAAAUCCAAAUCAAGUUCAUCCGACAAGGUUCUGGGGUGUUUACACAAAGCUUAAGAUCUUUAACAUGACUGAUUACAAGAAAGUUGUGUAUCUUGAUGCUGAUACUAUUGUGGUAAAGAAUAUUGAGGAUUUGUUUAAGUGUUCGAAGUUUUGCGCAAACUUGAAGCAUUCUGAGAGGCUAAACUCUGGUGUCAUGGUUGUUGAACCAUCUGAAGCUCUUUUUAAUGAUAUGAUGCGGAAAGUGAAGACUUUGUCAUCUUAUACCGGAGGAGACCAGGGGUUCUUGAAUUCUUACUAUCCAGAUUUCCCAAAUGCUCGUGUUUUCGAUCCGAGUGUAACCCCUGAAGUCUUGAAAACCAGACCAGUUCCUGCUAUGGAGAGGCUUUCUACAUUAUACAAUGCGGAUGUUGGUCUUUACAUGCUUGCUAAUAAGUGGAUGGUUGAUGAUAGUAAACUUCACGUUAUUCACUACACUCUAGGCCCUCUUAAGCCUUGGGACUGGUGGACAGCAUGGCUCGUGAAACCUGUUGAUGCUUGGCAAAGCAUUAGGGUAAAGCUUGAGGAAACUCUUCCUGGAACUGGAGGUGGCAAAAACCAACAUGAUGAACUCGUCGUCAAGUUCCUUUUCUUGUUACCUCUUUGUGGACUUUUGUUCUGCAUUUACCGAUCCAUUCAGGUGCGUGAGGGUUCAUUGUGCUGGAGCUCGUUCAGCAAUCAUAUUAGAUAUCUUUAUUACCAAAUUAGAUCUAAUGGAACACUUGGUUAUAGCGGUAUAUCUACCAUGAAUCCCAGCUAUCAACCCCACAGUGGCAGCGCACAGUCCAAGGUUCCUCAACACUUGGGCGCGGUUGCAGUUGUCGUCUGUUUUACUGCUCUUCUGUUAUCUCUUGGAAUAUCCUUUGCGAUUGUGCCGAGGCAAAUCAUGCCAUGGACUGGCUUGGUCUUGGUGUAUGAAUGGACUUUUACAAUCUUCUCUCUUUUGUUUGGUUGCUUCUUGCUUUUUGUGCAUCUACAUGGAAAGAAAAUAGCAAUACAAUCAGAAUCAUCAUCCUUGGAUGAUUCCGCAAAAGUUCAUCAGCGAGCAGGUGUGUCUUGUGACGUUACUACAUUGUAUUAUGGAUUAGGGAUGGCUUUUCUGGCUAUUGCUGCAGUUUCUUUACCUUACAUUUUAGGGAUCACUGCUUUAUUCACGAGGUUGGGUCUAAUGGUGGGUGUAGCCAUAAUUCUAGCUGCCUUCAUGACUUAUGCUUCAGAGCACCUCGCGAGGAGAGAUACAAUGCGUUUCACAACUUCGAUAAUCAAUGAACAUCGCCGGUUUUCAUCGUCGUCACGAUCAUGGGUAUCUCCCAUUUGCUUCUCGGAGAAGAAGAAGAAGCUAGACCCACCACCUGAAUCCUCAAUCUCACCAUCGGCAACAAACCCCAAAACCAAGUUUAUCUCUCACGAAUCUGCUGUCAGUUUGAUGAAACGAGAGAGAGAUCCUCAACAUGCGCUUGAUGUAUUCAACAAUGCUUCUCAGCAGAAAGGUUUUAACCAUAACAAUGCUACAUACUCUGUUCUUUUAGAUAAUCUCGUUAGACACAAGAAGUUUCUAGCUGUUGAUGCUAUUCUUCAUCAGAUGAAGUAUGAGACUUGCAGGUUCCAGGAAAGUUUGUUUCUUAACCUGAUGAGACAUUUCUCCAGGUUUGAUUUGCAUGAUAAAGUUAUGGAGAUGUUUAACUUGAUUCAAGUGAUUGCUCGUGUGAAGCCUUCUCUCAAUGCCAUUAGUACUUGUUUGAAUCUCCUUAUCGAUUCAGGGGAGGUUGAUUUGGCCCGGAAACUACUCUUGUAUGCCAAACACAAUCUUGGAUUGCAGCCAAAUACUUGCAUUUUCAAUAUUCUAGUGAAGCACCACUGCAAGAAUGGGGAUAUCGAUUCUGCGUUUCUAGUUGUGGAGGAGAUGAAAAGAUCUGGGAUUUCAUAUCCCAAUUCGAUCACUUACUCAACCCUUAUGGACUGUCUGUUUGCACACUCGAGGUCCAAAGAAGCGGUGGAAUUGUUCGAGGAUAUGAUCUCGAAAGGAGGAAUUUCACCAGACCCUGUGAUUUUCAACGUUAUGAUCAAUGGAUUCUGUCGUUCAGGGGAAGUCGAGAGAGCCAAGAUGAUUUUAGACUUCAUGAAGAAGAAUGGAUGCAACCCAAACGUAUACAAUUACUCGGCUCUAAUGAAUGGGUUCUGUAAAGAGGGAAAGAUUCAGGAAGCUAAACAAGUCUUUGAAGAGGUGAAGAAAACCGGGUUGAAACUCGACACAGUUGGUUAUACCACAUUGAUGAACUGCUUCUGUAGAAAUGGUGAAAUUGAGGAGGCUAUGAAGUUACUUGGAGAGAUGAAAGCAUCCAGAUGCAGAGCUGAUGCAUUAACAUAUAAUGUAAUACUCAGGGGCUUGUCCAGCGAAGGAAGAUCAGAGGAAGCUCUUCAGAUGCUGGAUCAAUGGGGAUGUGAAGGAGUUCAUCUUAACAAAGGUAGUUAUAGGAUCAUACUGAACGCGUUGUGUUGUAAUGGUGAGCUCGAGAAAGCGGUAAAGUUUCUGAGUGUGAUGUCGAAGAGAGGGAUUUGGCCUCACCAUGCGACUUGGAAUGAAUUGGUGGUUCGGCUUUGCGAAUCCGGGAAUACAGAAAUUGGGGUUCGAGUUCUGGUUGGAUUUCUUGGAAUAGGUCUCAUACCAGCGCCCAAAUCUUGGGGAGCUGUGGUUGAAUCAAUUUGCAAAGAGAGAAAGUUGGUGCAUGUCUUUGAACUGCUUGAUUCUUUAGUUUCUUGAUAAAGCCCUUUAUUGAUACUAGUCU
Arabidopsis arenosa is the source of this 3251-nucleotide messenger RNA. The record is from the annotation of a GenBank genome assembly. NCBI's taxonomy places the organism in Eukaryota, Viridiplantae, Streptophyta, Magnoliopsida, Brassicales, Brassicaceae.